CCAAGUAAUCCCAGCCGUAGUGUCACUUUUUAUGAAUUCAAUGCAAAAAUUCUGGUCUACACACAAAAUACACUACAAUGGCAGACAACUUCAAGGGUAUCCCCAACGCAAUGGACACGGAGUUCGACAACUUUUGGAAUAAGGUUAGCUGCUUUGCGGCCGCAAACUUUCCCUUCGAGGAGCGGUGCGAGUUCGUCAGAAACGCCGUCGACUGCAAUACGAGUACGAAUGUGGUGCCUUACAUGACUCUCCUGGCCUGCGAGCUGAAGUGCGUUAAUAAAUUCCAGGAAAUGAUCUUUAUAAGCUUGUUCAUGAUGCUGGGCUUCCAGAUUCUGAUUUUACUGAUCUACACGAUCAAUGAUUACUAUACUCCUGCUCUCAAGGCCGUUUCGCGGUUACUUCACAUGAACGAGCACUUGGCGGGAGUCACCCUGAUGGCGUUUGGGAACAGUUCCGCCGACCUCUUCUCAAACCUGGCCAGUGUUAAGAGACAUGUGCCAGUGCUCGCCAACAGCUUGUCCUCAGCCCUGUUUGUGACCAUGAUUUCCGGGGGCCUAAUUUGCUUUAUGACGCCCUUCAAGAUGAACGCUUACGAAACCGUCCGAGACAUUUUAUUUCUUAUUCUUGGGACCUUUUUGAUGGAUUACUUUACGUCUUCAAGUGGAGUUGUAAAGAACGAGUGGCAUUUUUCACUCGUGGCCUUGGUCUACGUCUCCUACAUUAUUAUUAAUGUUGCAGAUGUUUAUUUACUGCGGAGGACAUUAAAAUCAACGGAGAUCAAAAUUCAAAGCCUAAUGGGAAAAGAACAAACGCCGAAAACCCUAGAAAAAAUUCGAAAACUAGAAGAAAAGUACGAUUACUAUUCACAAGAUGGGCAAGUGGAGAUUUAUGAGCGAAACAGCAAAGUCUCGCAGCAAGACAAAAUAAGGUACACCACACUGCGAAUGGUCCGAGAUUCUCGUGUCAGCGUUAACCGGGGCUUAACCAGAUUUAAGAGGCACGACAUCACCCAGCCGAAGAACAGGGGGCUCUUCAGGGAUUUCGUCCUGGCACUGAGGCCCUUUAAGUGUGUAGCCUGGCGGAAGGCCGACAUGCUGGAGCGGACGCUACUGUUGAUCAGGACCCCGGCCGUGAUCCUCUGCACCCUCUACAUUCCGCUGGUGGACUAUGAGCUGGACAAACAUGGCUGGAACAAGCUACUAAACUGCCUUCAUGUGAUACUAAAUCCUGCCCUGUCCAUAGCAGUCUUCAUGUCUGUUCUAAAUACUAAAGGAAACACUUUGUGGUACAUUGCCCUGCAGCAGCAAAUGGUCUAUGGGGCGUAUUCCCUUGUUCUUACCGUGCCAUUUGCCAUUUUCAUUCUCGUUAAAUCUCGGACAGAUGUGCCGCCUUCAUAUCACUGGUUAUUUACGCUGAUGAAUCUGACUGGAUCUAUGUUCAUAAUCUUCAUUUGCGCCACGGAAAUCGAUAAGGUACUGGAAGUGAUUGGAAAUAUAAUGUCCAUAGAUGACGACUUCAUGGGCGCUACGGUAAAGGCUUUUACUGGGAAUCUGAGCAGUAUUUUUGCCAACACCGCUGUGGCCGCUCACGGCUAUCCGAAAAUGGCUUUUGCAUCCGCCAUUGGAGGAUCUUUUUUCACUAUUGUUGUAACUGGAAACACUGUGAUUUACGUAAGAAGUCUGGUCGGUCACGACGUUAAUACUCGUAACCAGAUGGAAGAGUAUGGUUUUUCGGCUUUCUUAUUCCUAAAUAUCGGUCUGUUCACCAUUCUGCUGUGGUCCACAACGCUGGGAUUUUUUGCACGCCGCUCCAUGGGAUUGUAUUCGAUUGCCCUGUACAGCAUCUAUCUAACUUUCGCCAUUUUGGUGCAUGAGAAAGUAAUUCAUUCGUUCGCUGACGCCCCUCAGAUUUCAGCUGCAUUUGGAGAUAUUUAGAAGCUAAACUAUCAGAACUUCAUCUGUGAAAAUAUUACAUUUCUACAUUAAAUUUAUACUUUUAUA
Drosophila biarmipes is the source of this 2000-nucleotide messenger RNA. Its product is annotated as mitochondrial sodium/calcium exchanger protein. The record is from RefSeq and is a predicted model, not a curated record. NCBI's taxonomy places the organism in Eukaryota, Metazoa, Arthropoda, Insecta, Diptera, Drosophilidae. Gene Ontology annotation, molecular function: calcium:sodium antiporter activity. Gene Ontology annotation, cellular component: membrane. Bases 78 to 1934 code for a protein of 618 amino acids. The transcript is spliced from 7 exons. Gene Ontology annotation, biological process: transmembrane transport; intracellular calcium ion homeostasis; monoatomic cation transport.